Messenger RNA from Symbiodinium pilosum, 285 nucleotides. Lineage: Eukaryota; Dinophyceae; Suessiales; Symbiodiniaceae. The record is from the annotation of a GenBank genome assembly.
GUGCUGGGCAUGUGCUUUUUCUUCGGCGGCAUCAAGUUUCACAAGCAGAAGUACAACGCCGACGGCGCCCGCGUUCAAUCCAACUUGCUGCUGCUGUCGGUGCUGGCGAUGGUGAUCCCUUCACUGGUGGGUCUCGUUUCCAGUGAGGAGGGCAUCUCCCUUGCAAUGUCCAGAGGUGCAGCAAUCAUUCUGACUGUUCUGUACGGCCUCUACCUAGUCUUCCAACUCCGCACCCACAAGGAUUACUUCGAGACGGAGCCAGAAGACGGCGCAGAGGGCGAGGAG